Molecule: messenger RNA, 1280 nt
Organism: Musa acuminata AAA Group (dessert banana)
Lineage: Eukaryota; Viridiplantae; Streptophyta; Magnoliopsida; Zingiberales; Musaceae
Exons: 11
Coding region: 228-1115 (295 amino acids)
Source: RefSeq, a predicted model, not a curated record
AACCUUCGAGAUCCAGUGCUCGCCCCAGAUGGCGCGCUCCAACUGCGACCAGUCAACUCUUUCGUGAAGACGAUAUUUGGUGCGAAAGGCGGCCUGGUUUCGGGUUCUUUGACGCCGGAUGGCGAUAGACGUUGCCGUCCGACGACUCCCCACUCUCAUCUUGAAUGUGAUGUUUCGAAGAGAAUCCCUAAAAGUGGAAUUUUCGCGACAUUUCUCUGGAAGAGGGCAUGGCGGCAUCUGCGAACAUGGUAGCCUACAAAGUUGUGUUCUUUGCACUAGGUUGUUUCAUGCUGGCAACCCUCAUCUACACCACUGUGACUGAUGGGUCACCUUUCCGAAUCGAGCUCUUGACACCGUGGAUGGUUGCGACGUUGAUUGAUUUUUAUGUUAAUGUUGUGGCUAUAGUGGCUUGGGUUGCAUACAAAGAACCAACCUGGAUGAAAGCUUUUUUAUGGGUGAUUCUGUUAGUAUGUUUUGGCAGCUUAGCAACAUGUGCUUAUAUCACUCUGAAACUGUUCAAUAUUACAUCUCAACAUCUACAAGAUCCUGUAAGCCAACUCUUGUUGAGGAAGGAUCAUGAACAUAAUGUCAAGUGCUCUUCUAUUAUGAUUGGGAGAGUUCUCUUCAGCACUUUGGGUAUAGUUGUUUUAGUAGUAGUUGUUUAUACCGUAAUUACAGAUGGACUUCCUUUCAGGACGGAGUUGUUGACACCGUGGAUGGCUGCAACCUUAAUUGACUUCUAUAUCAAUGUCUUUGCUAUAUCGGUAUGGGUUGUUCACAAGGAGUCAACUUGGAUCAGUGCAUUCUUCUGGAUCUGUUUGUUGAUAUGCUUUGGCAGUUCUGGUGAAGGCAUUAUCAUUAGAAUCUUGGUGUACCGCUCGGCAUGCCGAUACCGUACUGUACUGAGCAAGACUAAUACGUUGUAUCACAACGUGUGCUUACAUUGUCAUUCAACUUCUCCGGCUCUCAUUGGAAGAUCCAAUGUACCAUGUUUUGUUGGACUCCCGCAGCAAGCAUGGAAGUACAUCUGCCAAGAAGGAUUAGUUGGCUUACGUGUAUGGAGUGACCGGCUGCGGUUUGCCUCGAUUGUGUGUGUGUAUGGAGUGACCGAUUAAAGUAUUUAACUACAAAAUCUGAGUCUUCGGAAUUUUCUGUUGCCAAUCAACUGAUUUGUGACUGUUGAAAAAAUGUUCAUUAUUAUGGCAUCUGGAUUUGUGACUGUUAAAAAAAUGUUCAUUCUUUUCUUUUAUAAACCUGCAUCUGGACAUGUUUGAUCAUUA